AACAGAUCAUGUAACAUCUAAAUCAUUUUACCAGCAGAAUAUGUCGAGUGGAACAUGGAUUGAGUCUUUUAAGUUGUGUGAAUCAUCUUACAUGUUAUCCCGUUACAGUCUGGUGUAUAACAAUGCUUCGUUUUCAGGUGGAACAUACUGGCUAUCUAAUACACGUAGAUGGAUUCAAGGAACAUUUACAAAUCAUGAGUUCUGUAUCGCUGCCAGACUUAAUAAAGAUGGCAGUCUCCGAAGAUUUCCACUAAGAUGUGACAGAAAACUACCUGGUCUGUGUGUAGGUCGUGAAUGGACGCCAAAUCAUGUCUUGUCAUCAGAUGAUCAUUCACCAAUUAAUAGUAAAUAUAUUAUAAUUCAAUGUCUUAAAGGAGUCAACUUUUCAUUAAAGCGUAGUUAAAAUGCUAAAUAUAAUUUUCAUUCGAUCGUCACAUUAACUUUCAUAACAGGGUUUUGUACUUUUUGAAAAUAUGUUCACUGCUUCGAACUGUUGAAGUCGUACAUUGUAACAAAUAACAUACAGAAACAGGUCAGCAACAAGUGGUGCACAGUUAUUCGGAUUUCAAAUGUUUGGCUUUGAGCGUUCCUGAUGAAGGUAAAUCCAGAAAAGCGCUUCGGACGCAAUAAAUUAUAUGGAAUCUCCAAAGCAAACACAAAUUUUAUCUAAUAAAAAUUCAAGGGCAGUUAUAGUAUCAAAGCAUGUCCAAUUCACGAAGUUCUUUUGUUUGUUCUUAUUAUACAAAUGGCCUAAAAGAUUUUGAACAUCUGUAUACGCAUU
Messenger RNA from Mytilus trossulus (common blue mussel), 781 nucleotides. RefSeq lists its product as uncharacterized. The record is from RefSeq and is a predicted model, not a curated record. Lineage: Eukaryota; Metazoa; Mollusca; Bivalvia; Mytilida; Mytilidae. The transcript is spliced from 2 exons. The coding region runs from base 41 to 403 and encodes 120 amino acids.